AAUCUUUCAGAAAAGGGCACUCAGGAGGUGGUGCUAAAAUAUUUUGUCCGGACUGAGAAAAGUCACACACUUGUUUAGUGACAGGUUACAAGACCUGAAGAAAUAGAAUGUCCCGGCCGUGUGCAAAAAGAAAACGUAAAGCUGAUUCACCCAUUUAGAACAAGAUGGACCACAAGAGGCGAGGCAAUGCAAGUACAUGUCAUGGCACAGAUAAAGACAGAGACAACCUCAAAAUAAGAAGAUUGAAAAUGUCAGAAGCUGGUGGACAAAGAAAAAGUAAAACUGAUCCAACAAUGGAGUACGAGAUGAACCACAAGAGGCGAGGCUUGGCACUAAUCUUCAACCAUGAACAUUUUAAAUUUAUUCCGAAACGCCGUGGAACAAAGAUAGACAGAGACAACCUGAAACAAAGAUUUCAAGCCUUAGGAUUUGAAGUGAACAUACAUGAUAACAAAAAUAAGACCGAGGUGUUCGAGGAAAUACUUAAAGCUUCCGAAAUGGACCACACGGAUGCCGACUGCUUUGUUUGCGUUUUCCUGACUCAUGGUAAAGAAGGGCAAAUUUCUGCCUCUGACGAUAUGAUCAACAUCAAGGAAAUAACAGAUCCCUUCAGAGGAGAUCAAUGCAAGAGCCUUGUAGGGAAGCCCAAGAUCUUCAUUUUCCAAGCAUGUGCUGGUGAGAAAUAUGAAGAUGCUGUGACUGGCAUGGUAGGAGGGUCUUCUGAUGAUACAGAAGAGGACUUACCAUAUACCUACACCAUACCAGCAGGGGCGGAUUUCCUCAUGUGUUACUCUGUAGCAGAGGGAUUCUAUUCCUUUCGUGAUACCACGUCUGGAACAUUCUACAUUCAGGACUUAUGUGAAACCCUGAAACAGCAUGGCUCAACGUUGGAGUUUACCGAGCUCCUAACACUGGUCAACCUGAAGGUUUCCCGACGUGAUGCUAACCUGGGAUUUGGAAAAAUGCCAAAAAAACAGAUGCCCUGCUUCACCUCCAUGCUGACUAAAAAGCUCUAUUUUAGGUGCAAUAAAUAGUAACCAGUAACAGCCAGAUCCAGUGCCUUCACCAUUACUACAGUGCAUUGGUAUUGUUCAGAACUCUACUUUUAUCAUUUAUUGCUUUGUAAUAUUUUGCAAGGAAUAUCGUGGUUUUGUUGGAUUUCUGGUUUGAUCUUGAGCUGGGGUUAUUGUUGUUGUGUUUGUGUGUGUUCUCAAGCUUAUCGGAUUUUCUUUCACUGCACUAAAACAUACCAUUCAGUGAUAUUGGCUACUAUAACAUGCCUAUAGUUAUGGAUGAGCAUUGUGCACAUUGUGCCCUGUGAUGAAUUAGUGCUUCAUCUGGGUUGAAUUUUCUGCUGUUCCCAAGAAACUUUAAGGAUUCAUGGUGACCCUGACCAUAAUAAAGCUGUUACUAAAAGGA
Molecule: messenger RNA, 1419 nt
Organism: Tachysurus fulvidraco (yellow catfish)
Lineage: Eukaryota; Metazoa; Chordata; Actinopteri; Siluriformes; Bagridae
Product: caspase-6-like
Exons: 9
Coding region: 165-1034 (289 amino acids)
Biological process (GO): apoptotic process; proteolysis
Cellular component (GO): cytoplasm
Source: RefSeq, a predicted model, not a curated record